CGCAGUGGGGUGCUCAGGGCUCGGGGCCUCUGCUCGGAGGAGGAGUGACCAGGCAUUCGCACAGCGCCUCUGCCAACUCCUCCCGGACAAGAAAUGGCCGACGAUUCUAAACCUGGGUUUUACAUAGAAGAACUUAACAAAUUCAAACAGCAGCACAGCGGAGAGGUGCAGUAUCGGGAGCUGACCGACUCGCCCCUGUUGAAGAAGUUCAGGUUUGCACUUCAGGUGGUCAUCGACGGGAAAGAGUUCCCCGCAGCAGGGGGCAGCAAUAAGAAGGAAGCCAAGAACGGCGCGGCCAAGAUCGCACUCGAGAUUCUGAACGCGCAGGUCAGAAGCUCUUUCUCACCGGCCGCGAAAUUGCCUUCGCAAGGCACCGGUGCUGGGAACCACGUGGGUCAGCUCAACACGUAUGCCCAGAAGAACGGCCUGCAGGUCUUAUACGACUGUGAAGAACGGAGCCCCCAACAGUUUCGGGUCACGUGCAGAAUCAACGGGAAAGUCUACGGCAGGGAGUUGGCUGGCUCCAAGCAGAAGGCCAAGCAGCUGGCCGCCCAGAGGGCCCUUGAGAAGUUACACUCGGAGGACACGGCCGCGAGACCCCAAGGGCCCCUGGCAGCGUCCAUCGCGUCCAGCAGUGAGAGCAGUUCCUUGCUCAGAUCCCGCGAGCUCAGCACCACCGAGUCGCUCUCUGGAAGAAGCUCCCUUGAUAGAAACAGCUGCAGUGAAAGCUGGGCCUCAUCCCAGUUAGCGAGUCCUGAGUGCCUUCCCAGGCUGGCAGAGGGGGCACCUCCAGAAGCAGCAGCAGCAGCAGCAGACAAAUGCCCGUACACCACGGAGAGGAGCUUUCUUGAGCAUUUCACAGACAUCAAACCAAUUGGCAAAGGAGGAUACGGGCAAGUUUUCAAAGCUCGUCACAAGAUUGAUGGCAAGACUUAUGUUAUUAAGCGCGUUAAAUACGACAACGAGAAAGUGAAGCGUGAAGUCGAAGCUCUGGCGGAGCUCAGGCACCCGAACAUCGUUCUCUACCACGACUGCUGGAAGGGCCCCGACCGACUCUUCAGGGACUACGAGUGGAGGCCGGAGACUGAAUGCCUUUUCAUCAAAAUGGAAUUCUGUGGUCAGGGGACCCUGGACCAGUGGAUCGACAGGAUGAGGCAUCAGAAGCCCGACAAGACCCUGGCAUUACAGUUUUUCAAACAAAUAGUUGAAG
Messenger RNA from Sorex fumeus (smoky shrew), 1210 nucleotides. RefSeq names its product interferon-induced, double-stranded RNA-activated protein kinase-like. The transcript is spliced from 12 exons. The annotation marks the transcript as partial. NCBI's taxonomy places the organism in Eukaryota, Metazoa, Chordata, Mammalia, Eulipotyphla, Soricidae. The record is from RefSeq and is a predicted model, not a curated record. Gene Ontology annotation, biological process: protein phosphorylation. Gene Ontology annotation, molecular function: ATP binding; protein kinase activity.